Molecule: messenger RNA, 801 nt
Organism: Penicillium mononematosum
Lineage: Eukaryota; Fungi; Ascomycota; Eurotiomycetes; Eurotiales; Aspergillaceae
Exons: 1
Coding region: 1-801 (266 amino acids)
Molecular function (GO): hydrolase activity, acting on halide bonds, in C-halide compounds
Source: RefSeq, a predicted model, not a curated record
AUGUCACGAGAAGGUUUCCCGUCGAUGAUAUUUUUCGAUGUCUUGGGGACAAUUGUGGAAUGGAGAUGUUGCAUCGCGAACGAACUGAAUGCCGCAGCACAAAGGGCUCUGCAAGAUCAAGUUCGAUCUCUGAGUUCCGAUGUGCGAGCAAGUGUCUCUGAUAUGUCUACUUCGAGCUGGCAGGAAAUCGCUGAGGAGUGGCAUCGCGCAUAUAUGAACUUCGGAGACACCUACGAUACAUCUAAGCCCUUUGUCUCAGUGGACGAGUACAACCGCAUUUCUUUGGAAAAUAUCCUCAACCAAAGGCUUCUCCGCGGCUUGUUCAACGAGGACGAUCUCAACAAUUUGACACUCGCUUGGCAUCGACUUGACUCACACUCUGACAGUGUGCCGGGCCUUUCGUUGCUGAACACUAAAUUUUCGACCUCUACAUUAUCCAAUGGUAAUGUAAAGCUUCUCGAAGACCUGAAAGAACACAAUUCCUUGCCUUUCAAGCACAUCACUAGUGCAGAGCAUUUCGGUGCGUACAAGCCGUCGCCAGAGGUCUACCAUGGUGCUGCUCGCAGAUUCGGUUUCAAGGAUUCGCAAUGUUGUCUAGUCGCAGCCCAUCUUGAAGACUUACAAGCCGCCAAAAAAAGUGGGUUUCAGACAAUCUAUCUUGAGAGAGAAUCGGAAGAAGCUUGGGAUAGUGAAGACAUUGCACGAGCCAGAGAAGAGGGGUUUGUCGAUCUUUGGGUCGGACUUGGAGGCUCAGGUCUGAUUGAAGUUGCUCGAUACUUCGGAAUAGAAGGUGUUGAAUGA